Sycon ciliatum is the source of this 3322-nucleotide messenger RNA. RefSeq lists its product as uncharacterized. Lineage: Eukaryota; Metazoa; Porifera; Calcarea; Leucosolenida; Sycettidae. The record is from RefSeq and is a predicted model, not a curated record. The transcript is spliced from 6 exons. Bases 341 to 2548 code for a protein of 735 amino acids.
GGCAGUCAGAAAUCAGCCAAGGCUUGCGGUGAGAGCUUCAUAUUUAGGUACCUGGCAUCCUAACUCGCCAGUUCCCGAUCUGACCAUCACUGAGCAACCCGAAAUAAAUUGUUCGUGGCUUGGUUCACUGUCUGGAACCUACGACUGCGAUCCACUGGUGUGAGAGCCGAUUGGUGAUCCUCGCUGUUUUCCUGAUCUUUGCUGAGGAGUUCGGACACAAUACAAUACGGUUCACUGUAGCGUGUACCGCCUUCCCACACAGCGCUCCGCGUGGUCUGCGGUGUACGGUGCUAGUUGUGUAGCUUGUGUAGGUAGCAGGCUCCACUGUUCAGUUUGUAGGAUGGCGCUAAGGUGUGGCGUAUUGCGGACGCUGGCGUCCCUACUCCUUGUAUGCUUACUCGCUUCGCAGCGGACCACAGCAUCAAAAUGCGAAGCUCAAAACUUCCUCUUAGCGUUUCGAGCUGCGUUAGACCUACGCCUGCUGAGCAGAAGACCCGAAGCAGCCUUGGGCACGAGCAAGGUGGAUGUGGUCGGGCCGCGCGGCGAGAGUGUGAGAGCGCUAAGCUUUCACGGCAGCAACAACAACCUGGUGGUAGACGCGGAGACGCUCUUCCCCUGCGGAAUCAGCAGCGUGUUCUCGCUCAAGAUCACCUUCAGGUGGACGUCCGGUGUUCGCUCCGUGCUGCUAUCAGUCAUCAAGGGAACGAGCAAGCCCAUGUUCGAUAUCUCUAUCAACCCAAAGUCCAGUAUCAAGCUGACGAUCAAGGGAACUGCCGUGGAUGCUAUCGACCAGCCACAGCUGGACAUUGACAUGUUUCAGGACAUUCGCCACAACACGACGCACACGCUGACGCUGCGCGUGGACAGGCACAGCGCCCGGGCCAGAGUGGACUGCGGGGAAUGGCGCAUCAUCGGAUUCCCUGGCCUGGUGGCCGUCUCGCCAGAAGACCUGGACGACAUUAACGUUCGGAUGGGCUGCAGACGACGAAGUGCGGCGCACGGAGGCCAGCAGUUCUUUGAGGGAGUCAUCUCGGAGUUCAGCUACUACACGGACCCAGCCGAGGCCAACGCUCUCGCCUGCUCAUCUCACUCGGCAGACGCAGCAAGACAAAGACAAAAUAUCCGUGGCCAUGGACAAAACAACCGGGCGCUGGUGGGAGCCAGCAUGCCUAUGCCCUGCCGCCCCGCCAAUAUCGGUCUCACUUGGUACAACCCGGACUCAAAGGCGCUAAAAGUGUGCGAUGGCGAGCGGUGGACGGAACCGAGAAAAAGCGGUCAAUGUAGCGUCGAAUAUAUCGACCACUACCAGAACUUCGAUUUCUCGCACAUCGUGGACCUGGAGCCAUUCCGCAUGCUGAUCACCGACCGCCUAUCCGAAGACGAGCGUCGGGAGUCGCCCACAACGCAGCAGUACGAGCCGUUCGUCGUGGCCAGCCGCAUGAACUACAAUGCGCCCGUGCCACGCCGCUGCAAACUGAGCAUCGUCUACCGGUGGGGGCGCGAGGGAGGCUGGCACGCGUACGACCACCUGCCACGCAGCAUUUGCAACGCCGGCUAUGCAAAGGCAUUCAACUACAACGGCAUCGAGUUCCUGGCCGUGCUGGAUCGCGGACAGGAUCCGCACGAGACCAUCGGAAACAUUGUCGUGUUCCAGUGGCGACAGGAUCGCUGGGAUCAUCAGAAGCGUAUGAUUCAGGCCGAUUCCAGUGUCAUUGCGCAAGUGGAUGUCACCAGUGAAUGGGGCGAGCAGUUCGACGUCUUUCACAUCGGCAGCCGGACGUUCGUCGGCGUGGCGGAGUACCGCGACGACAUCCCGUGCAGCGAGGUCAAGGACCGGCAGGACGACUGCGCCUACACGGCGUUCGCCACCGUCUACGAGCUCAAGGAAUCCGGCGCGCUGCGCUACAGCAGCGUGUUCCGCGUGGUCUCGCACGGCGCCACCAAGGUCAAGCACAUCCACGCGCCGGAGACGAACGAGGACUUCCUGUUCAUCUCGAACAGCAUGGACUCUACGCCGCAGCGCUCUACACAGGGCAGCGUGCUCGUCUACAAGUGGAACCCGGCGACGGGCACGUUCGACGACAACCAGACCAUACCAGCCGAGGGCGUAAGCAAGCUCGAGACGUUCUUACUCAAGGGCACGCCGCAUGUGGUAUUCUCCUCCCUGGUCAGUCAACGAAUGGAGCGAGAUCCGCCGCUCAAGUUUCAGCUGACCGCGCCGAUCUACAGGUAUGAUUCUCUGCAGCGGCGCUUCGUGAAGUUCCAGGAGAUCGAGACGGACAAGAGCACCGGUGUGAAAUAUGUGUCGGUGUGCGGUCGCUCCAUGCUGGCCCUGACCAGCCGCUCCACGCCGGAGCUGGAAAACCCGCAGCGCACGUCCUACCUGUACGCCUGGAAGGGCAUCCUGGGCUUUCAGGCCUACAUGCCCUUCUCUCUGAACAAGGUCUGGGACGUGGAGCACGUCGAGAUCAACGGAGAGCACUACCUGCUCACGAGCUCACAUGACGCAGCGCCCUCACAGACACUAAAGGUGAUCACGAGUUCAUGAUCUGGACGUGUUUGCUCUGCGCUUGAUCACGAAUUCAUGGGUGCUUGCUCUGGCUCGCCCGCUAUCCAUCGACAUUUCACGCGGCCGUUGACGAAGAUCCAAGUGAUCACAAGUUCAUAAUCCCGAAGUGCUUGCUUCAGCACCCCCCACUAUGCUGUGCCAUUUCACAUGGCCGUUGACGAUAAUCAAUUGAGACAACUAUUAUAACAGAAAAUAUAGCCUUUGGAAGAGACCGGCGAUUGCUCGGUGCUCCCGCGUCCCAUAUAUUAUUAUCAUUAUUGUGCAUCGUUUUCAUGCACUGAGACAAGACAUUUUCCGGGAAUUAUGCCAGCCUUCACGCAGUUACUCCGGUGUCUUCUGCUGAGUAUACAGUUUACCUUUAAGUAUAGGAACCGUUAUUCAGCAACAAGUUGAUCGGAGCAAUUUUUAAAAUUCUUCUCCCCUUCCCACAACCGAUAUGAGUUGAAAUUCUAAAUAACGAGCCAUAACAUUUCCACCAUUGCUUAGAGACCACGCUCGUGACCAAGACCCUUGUAGUUAGGGUCAUUGACAAUUUGACUUCUAAAUGUUUUAACACCCGGCAAUGGACCACGUGUGGCACACAACCUAUAAUGUCGCUGAAUCUCUUAUCCGCUGUAAAAACUAUAAUUUGUGCUGUUGAGUUCCGCUAUCGUGCUUACAUUGAUAAGUGAUUGUGUAUCCACCGUGUUACUACUAUGUCACGAUGUUUUAACCACACAAGAGAGCCCAGUGCCCGCAUGUUGAUGCCAUCCA